Opisthorchis viverrini is the source of this 2964-nucleotide messenger RNA. RefSeq lists its product as hypothetical. The record is from RefSeq and is a predicted model, not a curated record. Gene Ontology annotation, biological process: actin cytoskeleton organization; negative regulation of actin filament polymerization; protein dephosphorylation. NCBI's taxonomy places the organism in Eukaryota, Metazoa, Platyhelminthes, Trematoda, Opisthorchiida, Opisthorchiidae. Bases 79 to 2964 code for a protein of 961 amino acids. The transcript is spliced from 11 exons. Gene Ontology annotation, cellular component: cytoplasm. Gene Ontology annotation, molecular function: actin binding; protein tyrosine/serine/threonine phosphatase activity.
UCGCCAGAUGUUCCAACCCUCGACCUGGAGGGCCAGGAGACUGUGUUCGUCAGACCUCUAACCAUUGACCAACCUGGUAUGAGAGACUCUGUGAGUGUCGCGGGACACUCUCCAGUGGGGUUGGAAUUGGUGACAAAGGACACCGAAAAGCAGUUCAAACCUGUCUCUGUUCAAGCGCUUUGGGCUGCGUUUCAAGCUGUUAACAGAGCAUGUCACGUAGCCAGAACAAACGCAUACUUUUCCAGAGGACUUACGCAUGACUGGAUCAGUUAUUAUCACAACUUGCCUGCCUCGGAUACUUGUCAGAUGCAGGAAUGGUUGAAGACGGACGAUAUCGACAGCUUUAACCGCUACGUUCCUCCACAAGCCCCCUUAUCGGACGACGCCACUGAUGAGGAGAAAGAACGUCGCCGGAUGGAGACUCUCUUGGCAGCGAAACUUCAGGAAAUCAUGUACUCGGUUGAUCUGGAGGAGGUUACAGUGUUACAGCUUCGCCAACGUCUCGAAGAGGAACUGCAGCAACCAUUACGGGAUUAUCGACAUUUCAUUGAGGAAGAAGUCCUAACCAUCUACGGGCGAAUGGAUGAAGCCAGUGCUAUACUGGAUCAUUUGCUUCUCGGUACUACCUUUAAUGCAUCCAAUCGAGCUGAACUAGAACGCCGAUCUGUCUCACACAUUCUGAACGUCACCAGAGAGGUGGACAACUUUUUUCCAGGAGAGAAAUUCGAAUAUAAGAAUAUACGUGUGUACGACGAUGAACAGUCAUCACUUUUGUCCCAUUUUGAAGAAAUCCACCGGUUCAUCAACGAGGCGAAAGCGCAAGGCACGGCUUGUUUGGUUCACUGCAAAAUGGGCAUAAGUCGAUCGGCUACAGCGGUGAUUGCGUAUGUGAUGAAAGAGCACAAUUGGGAUUUGGAUACUGCCUUUGCAUUUGUCAAGUGCCGCCGUCCAUGCAUUCAACCCAACCCAACAUUUAUGCGCGAACUUCGUACAUAUCAGGGGAUAUUGGAGGCAAGCUCCAACCGUCACAAGCCCAUUUUUUGUAAGGAACCCGCGGAAUUUGGUCGAUCACCCAAUCCCAUACCCUAUCUAGUUCCCGAAUCGUCGCCUAAUACGGCCGUGUCUGACACGGCUAGCCGAAAUCCUGAGGGACCUCCGUCCUGCACAGAGGAUCUACCCCCUCGGUCUUCAGCGUCAACGCCAACACCUGCGUUAUCUUCCAGUUCUUCAGAUACUCGAACUAGCAGUUCGGUGGAUUUAGAGGUCGAGUUAUUCGCUUACAAACAGUGCAGCCAGUCACCCGGACUCCGUGACGUUUUAGCCCUGAUUGAGGCAGACCCCUGUGCUCCAUUCACGCUACCGGCUGAUCCUUCCAGUCAGCCGGGCGUCAGAGAUUUCGGACCAUACCGAGUCUGGGACUUGGGGGGUAAAGAUGUUAGCCAGCUGACGUAUGCGGACCGAUCAGCUAUUGUUCUGGCUCAGAAUUCCCAUUGUCUUCGUCAGUGGCAUCCCGAUCUUGUAGAGAAUGUGAACCAAGGAGACAUUGGGCUGGUAACGAAAAUGUCGGUCAAAUCGCUGCCACAGUUACGUUUUGGGGAUGUCAGUGCGGGCUUUUCCGAACCCAUCGAAACUAUUGAGGAAAUUUCUAUUCCGCCCAUUGUGGAGCCAUUGUUGAUAGCACCCGGUUCACUCCCCACCGAACGGGCGAACUCACCAUUGGAAUGCCACAUCCACGUACAUCAACAUUUAGCCCAACUAGCGCUUCCGAUCAUAUCUUCCCCGUCAUUAUUGUACACAGGCGUCGAGCGACAUGCGGAUUCGACGGAGACAGUGUUACCUUUGACUUCCAGAAACUCCGCUAAUGAGCUUCGUCUGGUGGAAUCCGUUCGGCCCUUCUAUGUAUUCAAGAUGGCUUGCAAAUUAGCAGAACCCUGUACAAUCCAGUCCUCAUUGAUCUGCAGUAACACCACGCCCAAACGUCCAAAUCAGGUCACGUGUGCUCCGUGCCCUCGUGCUUCACCACAGUCUCCCCACCGUCACCUCAUUCUACCUGGAUGCUCUAACUCGUUAGUCGGUGGAAGUCCUCAAAUAGAACUCGUUACCAGUCGCCUGACUCGGUCUGCUGGCCAGACACCUGUGAAAGAGCAGAUAACACUCACUCCGUCAGCCGCCGUCCCCUCAUCCUGUACAUCUGGGGCAGCUUUCGAACGAAUGACAUACUGGAGUAAGCGACGUGACUCUGCUAGUGCUCAGGAUACCCCACCUACCACGGGGAUAUUCCGAUCGGCUCGAAAUCCGCCGACCAUCGGACAAGUCAGUCCUAUCGGUCGAACACAGUCGGUCCGAGCUCGGUCCAACCAAACAUCCACCUUACGUCUUCGACCUGACAACAGUUGGAUUGUGUGUCCCAAUCCCUCAUCCAAUGCUAUUACAGAAGCGGACAAUCAUCUAUGUCCCCCCGGUUCUACUGACAAGGCCACCGAGAAGCCCUUGACAUCGAAAUCCCAAUCGAUACCAAAUCACAAAGUUUCUCAACUUAGGACCCAGUUGCUACAGCCGCCCACUGCUAGACCAUCUUCUGAGCCGACUAGCUUGAGUAUUGUUGCAUCAGAAACUGUACGACUACCCAUAAACCCAAGGUUCGUUGUAGGAGGUUCACUUCCAAAGCCUUGCAAAAAUGCUUCGUCCAAUCCGUUGUCCAGUUUCAGGCAUUUUGGCAGUUGGGCGCGCCAUAACUCCAUCCCCAGUGGAUCCACAUUCCUUUCUCAUGUUUCUCCCUACCUUUCAAAACGAGCCAUGUGGCGCUCCAAACAGCUGCUGACUUUUCAUUGUCUAUUUUUGUUCGGAAAAUUCAGAGAUCCUAUUUUUCUCCCAACACUUUCUGUCACGCACACAAUGGCACGAUUCUAUCUGAAUAUUCCAAAUGUUUUCUCCGAAAUGUAUCCAGAUUUUAUUUCUUCUUAG